CACCUCCUUCACCUCCAUUAACACCACAAAACACACACACACACACUCUCACACACAUCACGAAUUCACCAUUCACAAAGUUCUCUGCCUUUUCAUCUUCUUUGAUUCCUCUGUUCCACAUCUACAGCUUAACACAUUCAAUUCGUUCAAUCAUAUACAAUCACAACUCGCAAUCACAAACAACAAAUUCCAUUUUGGAUUCCCUGUUUAUUUCUUUUUCUAUUUUAAAAAAAAUUUCAAUUUUAGCCACUCGUGCUCUCAUCUUUUUUAGAUUCUACAGAAUGAAUUGUCUUUUUGGCAUUCAUGGUGUCUUCUUUCCUUAACACCCAUCUCUACUGAAUCUCUUUUUAUUUCUUUCUUUUUUCGAUAAUUUAAGAUCUGGGUUUUGGAAUUUGACUCGUUUUUUCAGUUGGGUUCUUCUUAAAUCUCGAUUCAAAGCGAGUUUUUGUGCUUUGAUUCAGUGAUUACCAGAGAGCUACCGAGCACCGGCAAAUUUUACUUCUUUUUGUUUCUCUUUUUGUUGUUGUGAUUGUGAUUGUGAAGAUAUUUUGAUUGUUCGUCAAUGGCAGCAGCUAAGAACAGUGGGAAAUCCAAAAAUUUCACCGAAGAAACUCAGAAUUUUACACACAUGGACUUCGGUCAGAUGGGUUUUGAUGAAACCAGAGAAUGGAAGCAAGUUUUUGAUGAAGCUUCCAUGGCGGAUAGACACAGAAACGCUAGACCUCUGAAAAAAAUCAAAAGCCCUGAACAUCAAUCGACCUCUUCUUCAUCUUCAUCUUCUUCGAAGCUUUUCCCCUUUGCAUUUGACGGAAAUAAUCAUCAGACAAUCGAAUCAUUACAACAAUAUCGUUCCAAUUUUUCUCAACCUCUUCCUAUAUACCCAUCUCAACCACAAAACCCACAAAUGAUUUCUUUUAACCCGCAACAACAUUACCAGCAACCGCCAAUGAUCCACCAAAAUUUCGGGUUCCCGCCAUAUUUUUCCGGCGAGCACUCAGGAUCAUCGCAGCAGCAACUACUCCAGUACUGGAGUGAUUUGAGCCCUAGAGGUAGGAUGAUGAUGAUGAACAAAAUGCGACCUCCAUUUCAACAAAUUCAACCGAUUCACACCACGAAAUUAUACAGAGGUGUGAGGCAAAGGCAUUGGGGGAAAUGGGUGGCGGAAAUUCGUCUUCCAAAGAACCGUACUCGUCUCUGGCUUGGAACAUUCGACACGGCGGAGGACGCUGCCAUGGCUUACGACCGUGAAGCUUUUAAACUUCGCGGUGAAAACGCCCGAUUGAAUUUCCCUGAGCGAUUCUUUAAGAAAAAUAAGAACGAAUCGGUUUCCGGCGGUGGUCAGAACUCCGGCCAGGAAUCAUCUUCUUCAUCUCCUCCGACUCCGUUAGUGAAAGACGAUACAGAGGAUUUAAAAUCGAAGGAAUCUGAGGAAGUUGUUACAGAGAAUGAAGGUGUUCAUGGGGAUCCGAUAACUCGGGAAGAAAAUUCCGAUCCUGCGUGGGGGGAAAUGGCGGAGAAUUGGUAUAAUUCCGGUUGGGGUCCAGGUAGUGCGAUGUGGGAUUCUAUUGAUUCCAACAACAAUCUAAUGUUUCCUUCAGAUUUUAAUCUUGAAAACCAUGAAGAACACCAAAAGGAGUAUCAGCAGCAAGAGCAUGGGAAUUACGAUUUCUCUGACUUUGAAUCACAGAUGAAUCCUUUCGUUUGGAAGGAUGAAGCUUCAUUUUAAUGGUGGAAAUGGGGCUGCAUAUUUCAAGCCUUCGUUUCUGCAAUUAUUAGAUUAAUAUGAUUUGUAUUUGUAGUUAAGAAAGGGAAGAACACAAGGAGACAGUUUUGUGAUCUCUUUGUUGUAGAAAGUCCCUUCAGUCUUCAUCAAGAGCAAGAUCUGGUUUUUUGAUCUUCAAUUGAUGCAAGAUUUAGGUUUUCUUUUAAGGGUAAUUUUGUGUAUUUUUGUUUGUGUAUAAUAUAGAGAGUAUUUAUUUAGUUCAA
This is a messenger RNA of Lactuca sativa (garden lettuce), 1986 nucleotides long. RefSeq names its product ethylene-responsive transcription factor ERF054. Gene Ontology annotation, biological process: regulation of DNA-templated transcription. Gene Ontology annotation, cellular component: nucleus. Gene Ontology annotation, molecular function: DNA-binding transcription factor activity; DNA binding. NCBI's taxonomy places the organism in Eukaryota, Viridiplantae, Streptophyta, Magnoliopsida, Asterales, Asteraceae. The record is from RefSeq and is a predicted model, not a curated record.